AUGCGGUACCAAGACGUAUAUUUCGUGGCCCUUAUCGCUGUCAUACUGCCAGUUAUUACUGUCAGUGGUUCUGACCACCUCUCAGCAAAACAUAAGAUCUUCGCAGAUAUCUUCAAGAACUACAAUCGUUAUAUUCGACCUGUACGGAAUGUUUCCACUACUACUGUUGUGUUUAUGGACAAUGGCUUACGAUCGAUUUUACGCACUGAUGAAGUGAACCAAGUGAUUGUGCUGAAAGAAUGGCAUAGAAUGUUUUGGCAUGAUGAAUUUUUGGUAUGGAAUCCAGCCGAAUAUGAUAAUAUUACAGAAAUUCAAGUACCUCGAAGCCUUAUAUGGCUACCGGAUAUUACCCGAAUUGAUUUAUUGGAUCAAUCUCAAUCGAUGCCUGACGAUCGGAGCUAUGUCAUGGUCGACCAUACUGGCUUCAUUCGUCAUUCAGUAUCCCACGUUGUAAAGGUAUUCUGCGGCUACAAGAUUACAAUGUUUCCUUUUGAUCGACAAAAUUGCACACUUCAUUACGAACCAUGGGUGUCUACACAUGUGGAGAUUGUCAUCGAAGUACAUCCAGAACCUGAUGUUAACCAUUACAAAACGAGUAACGAAUGGGAUCUGAUUUCGUAUACUGCUCGUACUGGCCUUGGCUCAUAUCCACCGAUGCUAUCAAAGGCUACCUCUCGUGCAUUCUACGAUAUAGUGAUCAAACGAAGUGACACUGGUGAACACAAUGAAAAGGUGACAAUGGGUUUGACGAGCUUACUAUCGAUGACCAUCCUUCUGCUUAUGAUAUCCGAAAAUCUCCCUAAAACUAAUGAAGGUCUUCCAAUUUUAGGGUUCUUUGUGCUGGUCGAGAUCCUUAUUGGUGCUUUGGCUACAUCCACUACUGUUUACGUUUCUCAACUACAGGAGCUACCGAUGACGAUUUCAGGAAGUUGGCGUCAGGACAAGGAAGUGCCAACGUUUCUGAUGGCUUUGGCUCGGUUCAAAUUGUUCAGCCGAGUACAUCGAAACGAUUCCUGUUCCAGCCUACUUAACGAGCAGCUUAAUCAAACGAAUAACGUUUCAAGAAAGGAUUCACAGACCCGCAGCGUAAUACUGGCUUACAUUGGGAACUUUGAACGCAAUAUUAAUUUGAUUUCGGCCGACGUCCAAAGAAAAGCCGCUCAGAAACGUCUACGGAUGAAAUGGGUCCUUGUGUGUGAACGUCUCGAUUCCCUCUUGCUUUUAUUCUUUCUUACUGUCAAUACGCUAUUUUUCGCUGUUCUACUGCUCGUGGGAUAUAUGUCCAAUUAG
This is a messenger RNA of Haemonchus placei, 1290 nucleotides long. NCBI's taxonomy places the organism in Eukaryota, Metazoa, Nematoda, Chromadorea, Rhabditida, Trichostrongylidae. The record is from the annotation of a GenBank genome assembly.